Molecule: messenger RNA, 5229 nt
Organism: Scophthalmus maximus (turbot)
Lineage: Eukaryota; Metazoa; Chordata; Actinopteri; Pleuronectiformes; Scophthalmidae
Product: cytospin-A-like
Exons: 15
Coding region: 2697-4490 (597 amino acids)
Molecular function (GO): protein binding
Source: RefSeq, a predicted model, not a curated record
GUCAAGUGUGAUGAUGCUGCACUCAAAGAAUAUGAAGCCCAGCGGUUGUCCUCAGUCUUUCAAACCAGCAGAUCUACACCUUGUGGUUUUCUGUCAUUCCUCUAACACACAAAGAAAAAAUCAAAGUGGACAGGAACUGACUUAUUCUACUGAAUUUAAAUCUAUAUCAUUACAAAACACCAACUGCAGACGUCGACUCCUUGGUAUAUAAACUUCUAAAAGUUUGAAAAGAUCAAGGACGCCGCCUCUACUACGCCGCGACACCGUCAGCCCCCCCGGAUCCCAGCUGCUGCGGUGAGGACUCGUCACGACUCCGUCGCCUCUCCCACCUCUUACCUGAGUCCUUCUCAAAGAAAAGGCAGCACGAAGGUCACUUCUCGGGCAGUGAAGUGGCGGGAGACGCGUGAGCGUCGAUCAUGUCCCGCGGCAUUCGCGAGACUCCGUCGACGCCUCGGUCGACGGAAACAUCUGCGGCAUCUGCAGCAGCGGCCCGAGCUUCCCACGGCGACGGCGACAUGCGUGUGUGUGUGUGUGUGUGCGCGCGCGUGUGCGUGUGUGUGCGCGCGUGCGUGUGUGUGUGUGAUGACUUAUUAUCACGCGCCGAUGGUGAUGUGGUCAGUGAUGCCACAGCUCCGCUCGCAAGAGGCAGCCGAUAUCAUCAGACGCCAUUUUUUUUUUCUCCUAAUAUCAUCCCCACCUACAGACAGAAACAACGUAACAAAACGCAACUUCUAUAAUAUAAACUUUGACCGGAAGUUGAAGUGAAAUCGCUCAUUUCAGGUCGUCGACGGCGUGUGAGAUAUUUGGAUUGAACUGGACUAAUGAAGUAGUGCGUCAUCACGAUGUCAAAUGUAUUUUAAAAAAUAUUAUAUGAAUGAUAUGAUAUUCAUAUUUUUUUUAAAUUUAGAAUACACACGUCAAGGGUAGUUGUGUGUGGUUGGGUUGAGCUUGUUUGCUCUAAUAAACUAAAGUGAGUAAAUGUAUCUGAUUUUCCCUUCAGAGCUUCAUAUAUAUGAGCUUAACUUGAAAAAAAAAAACAGUUUAUAAUUUUUCAUUUUCAUAAUAUUACAAAGUCCAGUCUGUCCAUUUCGUUCCCCUCAACUUCAAAAUAAAGUUACAAUGUUCUUUGAGGUAAACAAUGGAUAAAAAAAGUGAAUGGUAAAGUAUUAAUAAAUGUUAUUAUAAUUUUAAACAAUUUAGCAUUGAUUAAGAUAGAUAGAAAGUGGAUUUCAGUUAAAUUGAAGUGUUAUGGCUUAAUAUGACAGGAGGUAAAUUAUAUCUUAUCCCAAUGACACAAGUCCCCUCAGAGAAUAAUAAAGAAAUUGCAGGAUCUUCUCGUCAAACAUCCUCAAAUAUCCUUUUGUCGUUACACCUGCAGUAUUGGAUUUGGACGUCAGGGGGCAGCACAUACCUGGUGCUCACUGUGCUCUGUCCGUGGUCCUGAAACUUUUAAAUGCACAGCAAUCUUUAUUUUAAUUACACCUGUUCAUCAUCAUAAUAAUACACACCAGUCUGAGCUCAGUGUAUCAAAUGUCUUCACAUGAGUGCUGCUUAAAAUCAUUUCAGUGUAUUAUAUACAAUAUAAUUUAUGUCACACAGUGUCGUGUGUGUCACGUUUAACAUAAACAAGCUUAAUGUGAUGUGAAGUUGUCAGUCAAACAUAAACUAAACAAGUAAGAUUUAUGUAAUAGUUAUAAUAAACCUUAUGUGUUUCAAAUGCACAAAAAACAGCUGGUAUAAUCAAAUCCAAUGUGUUUCAAAAAUAUUAAGAGACUGAUUUUUGUAUUUAAUUUGAACGAGGUCUAUUUGUUUGAGAUCACAUUGGGUUGGUCAGUUUGUGUAUGUUGAAUCGGUGUAAUCCAAAUGGGUGGAAAUUUGAAUUGAAUUAGCCCCAAAUAGUUUUGUCAGUGAGUGAACAGCAGGAAAGGAAAUCACGACUAUCACCACCUAGACCGAAUACACAAUAGUUUUACUUACAGGUCAAAUGCAGGACCUUUAUGCGUGAUUGAAUAUUUUCAUAAUUUCCUAAUUUGACUCAACUCGUCGUGUUAUGGCCCAAACUGAAACACCGAAACCAGACUCUUUUUGCACUUCUUUUUGCGGGCGUGAUCUCACGGGGUUAGUCAGCUGACGUGUGACGUCACACACGUCUGGCCCUGCAGUCACCUGUCUGCCCGACACACCUGCAUCCAGCCACAGAUCGGUGUCCCCCUGGCGGUGAGCCGCUCUCCUCGUCACCUUCAUUCAACAUGUACGACUCUACGCGCACUCCUCUAUCUCUUCAUUCGUUUCCCUGUGGGAGCAUUGUGUACAAAAAAUGAGGUCCCUUUUAACGACAUUCAUCAGGUCGUCGAUGCGGCGCGCAGCUGCUGCGCGCACACUUCGUUUCUGCCUCCUUCGCCUUUUGUCGCAUUGGAUUUAAAGGAGAAGAGUUCGGAUUUUUCCUCCAUCAUCACUGGGACUCGGGACUCGAGUCGUGUGGACGGUGGCUGCCCGGUCUCCACUGCGGGCUGGUCAACAUGGGAUGUCGGAGUGAGAUGGUUGUCAGUGACUCGAACCGUGUCCAACUCCGGUGAUUCCUCCGGGACUGGAGAAGGCAGCAGUGAGCCUCACAACUCAGAGGACACAAGAAGGACGCUGGGACAGCUGCCCGUCCAGGUCCUAUCCCCCUGCCCCCACCACCACCCUGCUGGAUCAUGGGUAACCACACUGGCAAAGACGGCCAUGUCCCUGCAGUUUCUCCUCUAGACUUCUUCCAAACGCCUCCGACCACGCCCUCAGAGGCAGACCUGGCCACCAUGGCCUUAUCCGCGGCAGCCUCUUCCCCUGAUAAAGCACAGACGUCUUUGCCGGCCGGCAGCACCGCCCCCUCCCCCGCCGCCACCACUCCGAACGCAGACUGGACACAGAAACUGUCUGCCUCCUCGGAAUGGGCCGUGAUCGACAGCGUCACCCCCCCGGAGGCGAACGUGAGCGACGCAGCGGCGCUACACGAGAAGGCGGCGGCGGCGGCGGCGGCGGCGACGACGACGACGACCGGCUCGGGCACGCCAGCGUCUCUGCCUCCCUCCGGGGGUUCACCUUCAGAGGCGGAGAGCUGGCAGGAGAGAGACAGCGGACUGGAGCCGCAGGCUGCAGCAGAGAGAGCCGAGGAGGAGAUGACCCUGGUUCUGCUCAGUCUCAUGGAGCAUCAGAGGGCCUCACUGGGCCUCAGCCCCAAGACGGAUGUGACCACAGGAGCAGUGGAGCUGCUCAGGCGUCUGAUCACGGAGAGAGAUGAGCUGGUUGAGGAGGUGGACACACUGAGGGAGACACUGAGGACGGAGAGGCUGGAGUGGCGUCAGUUCCAGUGCGACCUGCAGGUGGCGGUGUCCGUGGCCGACCGGCUGCGGGCCGAGUCGGAGCAGGCCCUGGGUUCGCUCCGGCAGAGCCACAGGGCGGCGGAGGAGCAGCUGGCCCUGGCCCUCGGCGGGCAGCGGGAGACGGACCGAGAGCUGGAGAGUCUGAGGGCCGAGCACCGAGACGUCUGCCGCAAACUGACUGAGCUCAGCCUGCGGCGGGAGCGAGCCGAGCCGGCUGCUCCGAGAAACACGCGCAGGGCGACGGACGAGGCACGCGGUGAUGAAGAGGCCGAGAGGCGGGACUCUGAGGAGGCACAGGGAGGGGGAAUACAACACGUGAUGGAGGAAGUCGGCGCUGAGACUGAAGCUAAAAAUGUGGAAAAGCAGCAGAAGCAGAAUGAUGCCGAUGGAGACACGGAACCUGGAGAUGCAGCUCAGGAGCCCGAGGAGGAGGCGAACGGACCAGGGAGCCUGCAGCUGACGGGGAGGGGGGUGGCCGAGGGAUACCUGCGCAGUCUGGCUGCACUGGAGAAACGUGGCCAGAGGGAUCCCAGGAAGAUCGCGAUGCUGUCUGAACGAUCUUGGAGUUUAUCUCGUCUCCCGCUCCCAGCCGACCCCUCCGGGCAAAACGGCGCCUCCAUAAAUGCAAGCACAACGUUGCCGCUAUGCAAGAAGGAGCAGCCGACAAACGGGAGGAGGAUGGAUCGAGUUUUGCAGCGGCAGGACAGUUGGUCCACUUUUUAUUCAGGAAAACAGGAUGACGACCAAAGCUCAGAUUACAUCAGACCUCAGGACGGUUUCAGUGCUCUGCUGCGGCGUCAUGGCGGCUCCAGGAGAAACUCGCUGCUGCGCUGGUGCCAAAGUCGUACACAGUGUUAUAAGAAUAUUGAGAUCACCAACUUCAGCAGCAGCUGGGAGGAUGGCUUGGCGUUCUGUGCCGUCUAUCACACGUACUUACCGACUCACAUCCCCUACGACAGCCUCAACCCUGACGACAAGAGGGAAAAUCUGCAACUUGCUUUUAAAACGGGAGAGAAUGUGGGAAUCACAGCCUCACUGACAGUGGAGGAGAUGCUGAAGGCCGACGGGCCCGACUGGCAGCGGGUCCUGGGUUACGUCGAGAGCGUCUUCCGUCACUUUGAGAUGUGAAGUGGUCGUCUCCUCUCGUCUUGUUCACGGUUUCUUGUCCCGCUGUUCUCCACAAGAGGGAGCUGAACAGCAAGGAUUUAAAAUCCAAUCAGCAAUAUCAGACUUUAUGAUAUGAUUUUUUAAUGUAUCACUUCGUUGGCCAUCACCCAGAUGAAAGAAGGAAAACAGUGUUUUAGCCUCUGAGACUUUUAUUUUUCUACACACUGUACAUUUUUUUGCGGUGGCACUGGAUCCGAAUAUCUGCCGGGUGAAUAUGCACAGCACACAGAAAUAUUUUAAAUUCAUAUGUAAAGCAGAAUAGUCACUUACUCAACAAUUUGUUUCACAUCCGGUGCUGGGUGCACUGGUUUUGCACAAUUCUUUUGUUUUUUUUAAACAAGCACUUUAUGAUCAAUGUAAUUUAAUGUGUUGAAGUUUUGAAUUGGAUGAUUUCAAAACCUGGGGCUCUUAGAUUUUAUUUAUCUUGGGAAAAAAAAUUUAGUCAUAGAUCUCUUCUGCCAUGAUUGUCAUGUCUGCAUGCACCCAAAACUAAAACCACAAAACAAAGGAGGGGGGCAGAUAUGAAUCCAGAUUUUAUUUUCUGUGAAAGUGAUGUUUUGACCUGAUGAACAACAGACUCUGUCUGAGGAGAGAAAUGUAAAUAUGUGUAGUCGCUUCAUUAUUUUUAAAAACAUGGUAAACUUAUUAAGAUGUUGCUGCCAAAGCCUUAUGCAAUAAUAAAGUUAUGUAUUAAUGUAAA